Molecule: messenger RNA, 3495 nt
Organism: Phyllostomus discolor (pale spear-nosed bat)
Lineage: Eukaryota; Metazoa; Chordata; Mammalia; Chiroptera; Phyllostomidae
Gene: STOML1
Product: stomatin like 1
Exons: 7
Coding region: 104-1273 (389 amino acids)
Cellular component (GO): plasma membrane
Source: RefSeq, a predicted model, not a curated record
CAGCUGGGGCGAGGUGGGGCGGGGCAGAGCAGAGGCCUGCUGGCUGGUCAGGGACAGUGUGGGGGUGUGGGAUUGUGUCCCUGCAACCCCACAGUCAAGCACCAUGGUCGGCAGGUCAGGUUACCGGGCGCUGCCCCUGGGGGACUUGGACCGUUUUCAGCAGUCAAGCUUUGGCUUCUUGGGCUUACCGAAAGACUACUUGUUCCCGGAGCCGGGCAGCGUGGGACCGGGGGCUGAUGCACCUCAGACCUGGCCCUCUUGCCUCUGCCACGGCCUCAUUAGUUUCCUGGGGUUCUUGUUGUUGCUGAUUACCUUCCCCAUUUCUGGCUGGUUUUCCCUGAAGAUUGUGCCCACCUAUGAGCGGAUGAUUGUAUUUCGACUGGGCCGGAUCCGCACCCCUCAAGGGCCUGGCAUGGUUCUGCUCCUGCCCUUCGUUGAUUCCUUUCAGAGGGUGGAUCUGAGGACACGAGCCUUCAGUGUCCCUCCUUGCAAGUUGGCUUCUAAGGAUGGGGCCGUGCUGUCUGUAGGGGCUGAUGUGCAGUUCCGCAUCUGGGACCCAGUGUUGUCAGUGAUGACUGUGAAGGACCUGAACACAGCCACACGGAUGACAGCCCAGAACGCCAUGACCAAGGCCCUGCUCAAGAGGCCUCUGCGGGAGAUCCAGAUGGAGAAGCUCAAGAUCAGCGACCAGCUCCUGCUGGAGAUCAACGAUGUGACCAGGGCCUGGGGGCUCGAGGUGGACCGCGUGGAGCUGGCAGUGGAGGCCGUGCUACAGCCGCCCCAGGACAGCCCCCUCCAGCAGCUAGCUCCCCACCUUCUGGAGGUGGGCAUGUCUUCAGUGGCAGGAUGUGCCCUGCCCCUGGGGCAAGACACCUUGAAGAUCGUGAGUGAAGUUGAGCUGCCUGCCCCUCACACCGGUGCUGGGCCCAGCUUGAAGCAGCCUGUGGCCGAGGGGCUGCUGACGACUCUGCAGCCCUACCUGUCUGAGACCCUGGUCAGUCAAGUCGGGGCCUGCUACCAGUUCAAUGUCAUCCUGCCCAGUGGCACCCAGAGCGUCUACUUCCUGGACCUCACUACAGGGCAAGGGAGAGUGGGACGUGGAGUGCCUGAUGGCAUCCCUGACGUGGAGGUGGAGGUGGCUGAGGCAGACCUACGGGCCCUGUUGUGCAGGGAGCUGCGGCCCCUGGGGGCCUACAUGAGUGGGCGACUAAAGGUGAAGGGUGACCUGGCAGUGGCCAUGAAACUGGAGGCUGUCCUCAGAACCCUGAAGUAGCAGCCUUGGCUGACCAUCCGUAGCCCAGCCCAAGCCUGGCACCAAGCCAGGGGCAUCUUGGAGGAAGAGGCAUUGGUGCUGCACCUCAGAUUACUGAGUCCCUGAGAAGUGUCAGACCCAGCCAGGAGCCAGUGAAUGGAGGUUGAGUCGGGCUGCUCUGCCCUUCCCAGUCCCCGCCAAGGACCCAGCCCUGAACUGGGCACACAGCACAGUGACAGGAGCACCAGGCCUGCUCUGCCCUCCCACCUGUCUGAUCGGAGGGGCAGGGCCCACAGAAACAGCCUGGUUUGGUCCCACUGUGAAGGGGCAAAGUAUGUGGCUCAGGCUCCCAGAUCCAGAGUGUGGUUGGGGUGGGGGGAGAUGGAGAGGAAAGUGACCACCGAGAAGAGGUCACUGCAGCCAGAGGGACCUGGGGGUCAGACAGGGCCCACGGUCCAGACUGCAGUCCAGGCCCACAGGUCGGGAUGGGUAGAGUGGAGUCUGCUCCUCCCUGGGCCCCAAACACCUCUUGACUUGCCUGACAGCUCACUCUUACACGCCUGCCGGGCCAGGUAGGGGCCUAGGGCAGCAUGAAGGGAGCCCUGCCCUUCCUGUACUGCCUACCACAGGUUUGAAAAUUCGAGUUGGGGAGCGGUAGGAUGUGGUGUUGGGGGAUCCCCAGGCUGUUCCCCUGGUGUCUGUGGCCAGGGACUAGGGCCCUACAGGCUGACACAAACCCUCACGAUGCUCUUGAAUCCUUGCGGAUCCUCUGUGCCGAGGGUCUCAAAUCCUCUGAAGCAGGAGCCGGCACUCUGUUCCUCUGUAUAGAGAGGUGUGCCAGGAAAGGGGGGGUGUUGGGGUGUGAGGCGUGGUGGAGUCACCCCAUUCAGGAGAGGUGUCAGGGCUGGUCUGUGCCUCCCCUUCUGUCACACCUCGUCUCACCUUCUCCACUGGAUAAAGGGAAGGAAACAAAACCUGCACAGAGUUCCAGCCUGGAGACCUGGCCAGGCUUGCCGCUUCACUGAUCCAGCCCAGACCCCAGGCAGCCUGGGGGAGGGGCCUUUCACUUCUCCGGUCCUCAUCUGAAUCUCACUUCCUGAAGAGGCCUGUGAAAAAGCCCCACAGAAACCCGAGCGUCCCUUGAGAAACAGCUUCCCGCAACAGGCCUUCCUGUGAAAGCUUAAAAGAAACCGAAACUCCUCAGAGUCUCUGGGCAUGGAAGGACCAGGGGAAACUGAAAGUUCCCGGAAUUGUCUGUGGUGGAGAGCAAGCCCUGCCGCCAGCCAUUGAUGCCCCUCCGUGGGGCUGUGCCGCUCAGGCAGGGCCGGCACUCCAGCAGGGAGCCCAUGGUCUCAAGGGCCCGUGGGCUUCAAAGGGCUGAGCGGAACUUAGUCCCUAUGGGAGGACAAGGGGUACCUACCUAGCAGGGCGAGGGUGUCAAUCAAAGAACACUUCCUGAGAGGGUGGUGCCUGAGAUUUGGAGCUGCGUGGGCAGGUGCCAGCAAGGAGAAAAGGAAAGAAAGAGGGAAGCCCUGGCCGGGUAGCUCAGUUGGUUAGCACAUCCUCCCCAUAAACCAAGGCUGUGGGUUUGGUCCCACGGUAGGGCACACACAGGAAUCAACCAGUGAAGGCAUACGUAAGUGGAACACCAAAUUGUUUCCCCCCUUCUCUCUCAAACUAUCAGUAAAAUUUAAAAAAAGGAAAUGUGGGAAAAACAUUGGACAGAAAGGAAAGCCCUUCUGAGGACACAGAAGGAACUGGGCACUGUGGUACGGAGCAGGGGAACCCGGACUAUGAGGAGGGUGAAGGAGUGACCGUGUGCCAGGAGUGCCCCUGUGGUGGGCGAGACGCUGCCCCUGCCUACCCGGCACUCCACGGGUCCAGCAGAAGUGGGGCCUGCUCGAGUGUGCUUGGUAGGGUGAUAAUACGGGUGUACGAAUUUAGUUUUCAUUUGGGCAUUUCACCUAAAAUGUCAUUUGUUGUGCUUGAGUAUGAUACUGUUAUGUUACAGAAUUAUAUGCUCAUGAUUUCGUAAUAAAAAGGGCAUUAUUUGUGCCAGACCCUGUAGUUAUGCUGUUUAUAUAUUAAUAUCUAAUAUGUCUCAUGUUAAAUUUUGAAUAGCUUGUAUAAUCACCUGGUUUAUCCUGUGUGUUUUUUGUUUUACACAAAUUGCAACAUAGCAAACACAUGUUUUGUUCACUUAACAUUAAACCUUGAGGGUUUUUUUUUUUAUAUUAGCACAC